Messenger RNA from Dryobates pubescens (Downy woodpecker), 6556 nucleotides. RefSeq names its product transcription activation suppressor (gene TASOR). Bases 146 to 5212 code for a protein of 1688 amino acids. Gene Ontology annotation, molecular function: chromatin binding. Gene Ontology annotation, cellular component: nucleoplasm; heterochromatin. The transcript is spliced from 23 exons. Gene Ontology annotation, biological process: negative regulation of gene expression, epigenetic; protein localization to heterochromatin. Lineage: Eukaryota; Metazoa; Chordata; Aves; Piciformes; Picidae. The record is from RefSeq and is a predicted model, not a curated record.
GUUAGAGUGCCGGGACGGGGCGGAGGGGCUGCAAUAAAACGAACGUUAACGGCAGCGGGAGGUGUAUAACGCCGGGGAAAGGGUUGUCUGGUGGAGGAGAAAGAGAAGUCGGCAUAUCGUGCUCUCUUCUCGGCGAUGGGAACGAAUGGUGGAUGUCGUGAUCCCCACUAGUGGCGAGAUGGAGCCGGAGAAGCAUCAGCGGACGGAGAAGAGCAGCUCGGGCCUCCUCGGUGGGGAGAGUAAUAGAACAGGAACCGCUGAGGACAGCACACAAUAUGGCGGACGCUCUGAGAGCAGUAGCACUGGGGAGGCGCUGUUGCUUGGUGGUGCUGCUGCAGUGGACAAGGUCCCCAAAAACCUCAGCAUCACUAACAGCAGCCAGCGCAGGAACAGCAUCUCAACGGCAAAUGAACAGCAGCAGCAGCAGCUGCCCAGCGGUGUGUCGCGGGGGCCCCCCGCUCUCCCCAAGCCCCCAGAAGACCUGCCUGUUAGGAGGAACUUUCAGAUUCCCAGGAAGAGCAGAGAAAAGAAAGGACUCUUUCAACCUGUAACUGUAGGCUCUCGAGAAUUUGAAGAUGUUGUGAAGAUUCUUCAUUCAUCUUACUUGGACCUAAAUUCAGCGUCCCAUUUUAAUUACAAGAAAGUCAGCUUAGUUCAUAAUGUACUGUUGGAAAAGGAAUUCACAGAAAAACGCAGAGAGCUGAAAUUUGAUGGUCGCCAAGAAAAAGAGCUUUCCGAAACCUAUGCAUUUUUGAUGGUUGACCGAUCUCAGAUCCAAAACAUAUGUGAAAAGGGGCUGCAGGUGGGCCACUCCACAAUAUCAAUUCUUGGAAGCCCUUCCAUGGGUGUGUAUAUUUCCAGGUACGCUGAUCUAUUGCAGCCUAAUCCUUUAGAAGCUGGAGCAACUGGAGAUGUGAUUGUUUUUAAAAUAAUAAAGGGAAAAAUGAGAAGCAUAUAUGACCCCAUUGGUAUGAAAGCAAUGGAAUCAACAGUAAAGACUGCAUUGGAUCCAACACCAAAUCACGAGUGUCAUGUUUCAAAGAAUGCAAAUAAAGUAACCUCCUUGUUGGCUUACCGAGCCUAUGAACUUACUCAGUACUUUUUUUAUGAAUUUGUCUUUGAUGAGAUAAGGCGAAGACCAAGACAUGUUUGUCCUCAUGCUGUUGUUUCAUUUACUUAUAAAGAUGAAAUGGUGCAAGUACCAAAAUUCCUGUCCCCAUCCAGAUCAAACAGCUUCAACACAGAUAGAAGUACAGAUAAGUCUAACUAUACGUUAUGGAGGGGACAGCUUUGGAAUAAAGACAAACUUUUGUGCCAUGCUUCUGUGAAAUCAGUGUUGCAUACAUUCCUUCCCUGCAAGCUUCCUGAGAAGAUUGAGAUUGAAAAAGUUGCGAGCAUUGAUCAAGUGAAGAAAAAAUUUUCACCAAUAUUGUUCGAUAAAGACACUUACCUUGGUUUAAAAGAGGUCUGCAAGAAUGGCAUGUGCAGUAGCCUUUAUGAAGUUGUGGAGACAUCACGUUCUGGUAGUCACUUGGAGGGCUUACUUCAAAAACUAGAGAAAGAAAAAAUUGUUCUUGUGAAACUGCUUGUGGACAGAGGAUUUCUUUUUCUUCUUUCUUCUUGGCAAAUGAUGACUCCCUACGACCACCAAACUGGACGGCCCCACAUGCUUCAGGCAUUGUUUCUGUUUCCAGAAUCUAGAGGCAUCGUGAACUCAGCACACAGAAGUGUUCUGUUUGGAACACAGGAAAAUUCAGCUCGCAUGGUUGUGCGCAAAAGUCAGGAAAUCAUUCCAGAAUUCACAAAGUUUAUUCAGGCUCUACAUUGUGGUUUAUUCCAGUCUCGUAAGAGCAGUGCUACAAAUGUCAAUGCUGUUGUGGAGAAGCAUAUAAAAGAGUAUCUGAAAAGAUGUAGUGGCCCUCGAAAAUAUAGAGGAUAUGAGUUACAUCUGUAUGACUCACGGUUGGAUGAGAAAAAAUUUCUUUAUGCUGCUCCAAAAAAUAAAUCUCAUAUUGAUGGCAACUUGCAGAACUAUAUUUUUCAUUCUGAGGUAUAUCAAAUACCUGUUUCUAGAGCUAAGGAAUUGAUGGAGGGAUACUGUAAACUUCAACACUUCGGUUCCAUCUCAGAUUAUGAAGUCACAGAAGAUGACUCUGAUUUUGUCAAUGCAAAAAGGGGGAAAAGAAUCCAUGCAAAAUACGAAGCCACUGCUGCCAAGCAAAAACUGCCUCAUUCUGGAGAUUAUGAUCCUGACAGACUCAAAAAACUUAUUAACUUAAUCCAGAGUAGGAAAAAAAAUGUAGGUGGGGAUUCUGAUUCUGAAGACCCUAGAAAUAAAAGUGGUCUGAAGAGGAAACUGGAAGAACAGUCUGAAAAUUUGCAGAAAUACUUAAAAUUAAGUGAAUCUUCAGAGAGCAGUUGUCAGUAUGAAGUUAAUGCUGGUCUUGAUGGACGUGAUACUGAGUUGAGGCAGCACGACAUAUCUGACCCUGCUGUUGCUGACACCCAUGGCCUCAUUAAACUGCUUUUAGAAACACUAGCUAAUGCGGGACACUUGGAUUCAUCACUGGCACAGUCUGUCAAUCAAGCUUUAGGAUUAAGCACUGAUGAAAUCGAAGAGGAUAUGAGGCAAAAAUACGAGUCUGAAUGCUUUCCAGCACAGAACGAAGAUCAUCAUGAGCUUCCUAAUACUGCUCAGGCUGAGGAUGUUCACUUUAAGGACCUACAGAGCCCAGCAAUACUGGAAACUGAUGCAGUGUGCUUACCUUACCCUGUUAAUGUUGAUCUACGACUUUCAGCUAAUGAAGUAGGCCUUGAACACACGCUGCAUUUAAAAGAAGCAAGUGCUGGAAGUGUAAGUAGUUUUGAAGACUACAGUCUGUGUCCCAGCACACCUAUAGAACAUGUUUAUCGCCGGCAACGUUCCAAUUCAAAUAACAGAGAAGUUGGAAUGCACUGGAAACUUAUCCCAAUUACAGGUCUGAAAUCACCAGAAGAACCACUGGUGUAUUUGCCACCAAAGGAUGCCUUUCCUAAUGACCCUCGCAUAAUAAGUAGACAGAGAAGUUCUGAUUAUCAGUCCCCAUACUCUCCAUUUUCAGACAUACAAAAGGGGACAGCAGAAGAUGGACUUUAUACAAGAGAAGUGGAAAAACGUGAAGAUCAGUGUGGGAUAGCAGAUCACUCUUUAUCAACUAAGCAUUCCAUUGCUGCAGUAAUAGAGACCACACUAUUAGAAGAAUAUAAGCUCUUUACAAGAAAGCUUCAAGAAAUUUUGCAUCAAAACAAUAUUGCUUAUGUUAGUGGCACAUCCACACCAUUCCUCUCUGCCCAGGAGAGGAUAAUGAGACUUUCCAACUACAUCUGUUUCCAGUUUGCAGAUGUUUCUGUCCAAGAAUUUAUAGAGACACUGAGUGAAAAGCUGACCAGUGUUAUUUUGUCCUCUUCGUGCAUUAGGCGUACUCCACCAGUUUAUUUCAGUCCUGAAUCAGCAGAAGUGGUCAGUAAUGCUGCACUGAAUCCUCUACUAGAGAUGCCGCCUGUUUGCAGGGACUCUGACACCGUGGUGUGCCCAGAGCCAUGUAGCAAUAACAUGGUGAAAGAGGUGGAUUCUAAUGAGCAGUGUUUGUCAAGCUUACCCUUAGUGAAGGAGGAAAUAGAUCAUGUGAAUACUAAACCGGAGGAUGUAGUGACAUCUGAUCAGACAUCUUCCAGCAAUGAUCUGAUGGAGCCACCAGAAAAGACGCAGAAAUCCCCUGAGAAUAUAAACAUUGCAGCCCAACCAGCCUUUUCUGAUUUUAUAAGCCAGUUAAAACCUGAAGUGUUCAACAGUUUGGUUGAAAUUUUCAAAGAUGUACAGAAAAACACUGUGAAAUUUUACAUUCUUGAAGAGGAGGAAAGCGUUCUCUGCAAGGAAAUCAAGGAGUAUCUUACAAAGCUAGGCAAUACAGAAUGUCAUCCAGAACAGUUCCUUAGAAGAAGAGCUGCUUUAGAUAAGUUGUUGAUAAUUAUCCAAAAUGAAGACAUUGCCAACCUCAUCCAUAAGAUUCCUGGCUUAGUAACUUUGAAGAGGCUUUCUUGUGUCAGCUUUGCGGGCGUUGAUAGUUUGGAUGAUGUGAAAAAUCGCACUUACAAUGAAUUGUUUGUGUCUGGUGGCUUUGUUGUGUCAGAUGAAUCUGUCCUUAAUCCAGAGUCCAUCACUACAGAUAAACUAAAACAGUUCUUAAAGUUUCUGGAAGAUCUCAAUACCCCAGAUGGAAAAUGGCAGUGGAAAGUCCAUUGCAAAAUACAAAAAAAACUUAAAGAGCUGGGGAGAAUGAAUGCUAAUGCCUUGAGUCUGCUGACCCUUCUGAGCACCUAUCAAAAGAAGCACCUGGUUGAGAUUCUGUCUUACCAUAACUGUGAUUCUCAAACUCGAAAUGCUCCAGAAUUAGACUGUCUUAUCAGGCUUCAGGCUCAAAACAUACAACAGAGACACGUCGUGUUUUUAACAGAAAAGCAUCUCAAAACACUCGCAGAUUAUGUGGACAGUGGCAUAGUGGUGGCUACUGUUGAUGACUUCAUGCAGAAUUUUGAAAGUCUUGUUGGGUAUCACAACUCAGUUGCUGAAGAGAGCAGCCUGUCUCCUCCGGACACUCAAAAAAGGCAAUCAGUUCUUGUAGGAAAUGAAAAAGAAGAGGAGGACAUGUCUCUGGAUUCAGGGGAUGAAACAUCACAAAUAGAAAUCUACAAUGAUACUUCUGAAUAUGAUAGCAAUUUGGAAGCUCUGCAGACAGAGGCCAAGGGCUCUGAUGGAGUAGAUGCAAAAGAAAGCCGCUUAUCAGUUACGGAGUUACCUUCUGAAGUACAAGUUGGUUUGAUGGACAAGACUUUGAAAAUUGACUUGGAAGAGAUACAGCCAAUUACUCCAGUUUCUACAACAUGCUCUGCUGAAGGAGAAAAUCACAACUCAGUUGAUCAAACCCCUUUCAAUAACUUCCAAGUUUAUAGUAGACAAUUAAACAUGUCCCAUCAAUUCAGUCACUUUAACGUACUCACACAUCAGACUUUCCUGGGAACAACAUACCCCAUUUCCUCUGUGAGUCAAAACCAAGAAGGGGGCAAUUAUUUUCUAUCUGCUUACAGUCAGAGCAUGGAUACAGAGAAGUCAUCGUCACCUGGUGGCUGGGAUAUAAACUCUGAUUCUUCCAGGCCAUAUUCAGACCAGAAAUAAACUCCUAAGGCUCUUUUUAUAAGUUGCUGUGGAGUCUUCUGUUUCUAAAGUGGUAGAUUAACAAUUUCUAUUUUACUCUGGAACAAAAAUCUUUCUUGUUCUUUAUCUCAAAUGUUUUCUUGUCUAUUUAAAUCCUGGUGGCCUGUACCUGUUAGAAGCAUCUGAAUAUUGGAAAAAAAAAAAAUAUAUAUUUUUUUAACAUUUACUGUACUUGAAUUUCUUGUUUGUUGGCACUUUUAAGUUCUUACAUUUGUAUUUGACCUGUACCUGGGCUUCAGUUUGAGGUCUGUUUUAAUGUAAAACUGAAUGUUUGCCUAAAAUACAUGAGGGUUUUUUUUAAAUGUAAGAGUAUCCAAAUCACUUUUCUUUACAUAAAUAUUAAAAGUUAUGUAUUUAUUUGACAUUUGACACAAGUUUUGUACAAAUGUUUUUACAGAGUUCUAAGGCAGUGUACUUAUUUUGAUGACUAUAUACUGGAUCUUGGCUAAAUACCUCAGAGUAACCAAUGGUGCAGUUCCAUUAUGAAAAUAAACUCUUAAUGCACAAGGGACUUGCUAACACCUUGCAUCAUCUGUGGGUUUUAUGCUGCUUUCAAAGGUAUGUGGGAAAUGUACUCUAGCUUUGUCUCAUGUGUCACAGUUACCUGCCUGUGUCACUUUGAAACCCUAGGUUUACCACAGCACCAUCAGAGUGGCCUACAGCAUUUAUCCAGCUCUUGUAAUUACUGUAAUGUGAGAAGGACGAACCUGGCUUCCAUGUCGGUGAUAGCUCAGUUUGCAUUAGAGAAACCUCAGUCCUGCCCCACUUCAGCAUAGCCAUGAGUGGUGCUUCCUUUUUAGUUUUUCAACUAGUGGUGUCAUAGGUACAGAGUUGGAUCUGUUUCAUAAUCUCCUUUUUAGCUCACAGCUGCUGAAUUACAAACUUCUUUCCCCUCAGUGCUUCUCUUUCAAUUGGUUCAUUUUGUAUAUACCAUCUGACUAAGGCUUCUGGAAGACGGCAGCUGCUAGUGCAUAGCUGUGGAGUCUCAAGACUACUACCCUUGCUCUGACGUUGCUGGGUUUGUAUAGACUAAUACUCUUGACUCAAGUUUAAAGUUGUCCAAAGUUAGGUUUGCGGGGGUUUUUCCUGUUUACAAUUUGAUUGCCGUCAUCCAAAGUUACAUCUCUCAGGGUUUUUCCCUGUUUACAGUUUGAUUAUUUAGUGCUUUUAUGUAGGAGAUGUGGUUUAGUAUCAGAUUAGUGUUUGAAAAUGACUUCAACCUCACAAAAGCAGUUGGGACAAAUGCUGUUUAAAAAAGGGUGACUUUCCAAAACCAAACCAAUUACCCUUUCCCUGAAGUUGAAU